Macroventuria anomochaeta is the source of this 1784-nucleotide messenger RNA. RefSeq lists its product as uncharacterized. The transcript has 3 exons. Gene Ontology annotation, cellular component: cytoplasm. Gene Ontology annotation, molecular function: sphingomyelin phosphodiesterase activity. NCBI's taxonomy places the organism in Eukaryota, Fungi, Ascomycota, Dothideomycetes, Pleosporales, Didymellaceae. The record is from RefSeq and is a predicted model, not a curated record. The coding region runs from base 428 to 1753 and encodes 441 amino acids.
CUUCUCAUCAAUUUUCGGUGCAGAAGAGCUCACGACCCCCAACGACCAAUUAUCGGCUCUAUCAGAAUGCGAUCAUCUUCUUGCGCAUGCUCGGCUUACCUUCGCUGAUUCGCUCACAACCACCGAGGCGCUAACUCGCAACGACUAUCUCAACGUCUCGGCUCUUCAAUCGAGGCAUUGCGCCGCAACAGAAUCCUGCAGCAAUCUAUUCUACGAGUACGAUGUCAAAAAGCGUGCGAUUACCUUCCUCUGCAAUUCGUCGAUCUCAGUAUAACCCCAGUAGAGCCCGCAGCGGAUGUCGGCAUUAAAAGUACUUAUUCGGCACUGUCGCGAUGCGUGAAAGCGUGUACCAUCACAAACGGCCAUAUAAGGCCGCCCAGGAAGUACCAUGUGAGGGAGCUCCAGACAUCGCAGUCCAGAAUCCAACAUGCCAUCGACGUUGUACACUCUUGUCUCGCUGCUCCCAGUUCUCCAACUUGCCAACGCUCAGACAACAGGGUCCUUCAACACCCUUACGUUCAAUGUUGCUGGCCUACCAGCUAUCCUCAAUGGUAACGAUGUGCCUGGAGACAAGACAAACAACACGGCACGCAUCGGUCAGCUCUUCACGCAGUACGACAUAAACCUUAUUCAUGUUCAAGAAGACUUCAACUAUCACGCCACACUUUAUGCCAAUGACAAGCACCCAUACAGAACUGCGACAAGUGGAGGUGUUCCUCUCGGCAGUGGACUGAACUCAUUGAGCAACUUCCCGUUCACUGACUUCGAGAGAGUGAAGUGGGAUCAAUGUAGUACUUUUGACAGCGCGGAUUGUCUCACACCGAAGGGGUUCACCUUCAUGAGGGUCAAAUUCGCCGAGGGUGUCUGGAUUGAUGCAUACAACCUGCACGCUGAUGCCGGCACAACAGCGGCAGAUUUGACAGCCAGAGCGUCCAAUCUGCGCCAGGUCUCUGAUCACAUCAUGAUAAACUCGGUAGGAAACCCUGUUGUUGUCUUUGGUGACUCGAACACACGCUACACACGCGCUGGAGACACCCCUACUAUCUUCAGUACCGAGAACGGCAUGGAGGACGUUUGGAUCGAACUCGUCAGGAAGGGUGUCGCCCCUACAGCAGGCAGCGAUGCCCUGCUGUGCGACAAUCCUUCGCCAAACACUACAUGCGAGACAGUCGACAAAGUCUGGUACCGUGGUUCCUCUGCUCUCACUCUUCAGGCUACCACAUUCGACUACGCAGGCGACAUGUUCUUGCAGGAAGACGGUAACAUCCUUAGUGAUCACAACCCCGUGCUUGUUGACUUCACCUGGACGCUCCAGGGGCAGCUGCAAAUUGGCGACGCUUAUGGAGGCGAGUACGGAACCUGGUUCAACGAUUUGGAUACGCUGUCAAAAACCAGCAACGCCAAGGUCGCGACAGUUACGCUCCGUGGACAGAAUCGGCUCGACAGCGUUGCGUUGAGCUUGACUUCUGGAGAGACACUAACUCACGGUGGCACCGGCGGCACAGCCUCUACUCUUACUUUGAGCUCUGGGGAGACGCUGACUGCUGCGACUCUGUGUCAGGGAGUGAAGGACGAUAAGGAAAGAAUCUUUUACGCUGAGUUGCGAACAAGUGCAGACAGGAGUGUAAGUGCGGGUGUCAAGACGAGCACUUGCGUUGAGAAGACUGCUGCAAGUGGGUACAGCUUCGUUGGAUUCUUGGGUCGAUCUGGAGACGAGAUUGACAAAUUGGGUUUUGUCAGCAUCAAGGCCUGAAUGCUGCCGAUGCUCCUCUACGUAGCAUGCC